Molecule: messenger RNA, 642 nt
Organism: Python bivittatus (Burmese python)
Lineage: Eukaryota; Metazoa; Chordata; Lepidosauria; Squamata; Pythonidae
Gene: CFAP97D2
Product: CFAP97 domain containing 2
Source: RefSeq, a predicted model, not a curated record
AUGCAUCGUGCCUACCAGCCAAUUCUGCCAUGUGGCAGUAAAUACCUUCAGCAGAAGUGGGACAAAACUGCAUAUGAAGGGCAUAAGAAAAAGAUCCUGAUGGCCAAGCCUGUGGUAGACACGUCUGCUCCUCCAACAUACGGACAUCUUCACUUGAAAUUAAGAAAACUUAAGCUGGAUAAGGACCGUUUGUCUACGAUAGAGCGAGAUAACUAUUUCUUGCUGAAGAAGAUAUCUUAUAUCAUGAAGACUGAAGGAAGAAUAGAUAAUAAAAAUGAAUAUAAAGCCAAAAGUUUAAACAGAGAAAAACGAGAGCAAGAAUUAUUCAGAAUACACCAAGAAAAUUGUGCCAUUCUGGAAAGAAUUGCAAAGUGUGAAUCUUGGUACAGUGUCCAGAAAUGGAACGAAGAUUGGCAAAAGACUGAAAACUACAUGAGCAGUAUUACAAGAUAUCCUCAAGGACUGUGCAAGUUGCAGAUUCAAAAGGAACAACAUAAGAAAAUGCAUAAAAAAAGACUGAAAAAUAACAGACUGAAAGAUGGACAUCUGACAGAUAAGCAAGAAGAAGGAAUAGAACUAAUCCACCAAAACAAAGAACUGAAUGAGGAUCAUCAAGGAGAAAAUCGAGUAGAAAAGGCUUAA